Molecule: messenger RNA, 1004 nt
Organism: Phragmites australis (common reed)
Lineage: Eukaryota; Viridiplantae; Streptophyta; Magnoliopsida; Poales; Poaceae
Exons: 2
Coding region: 73-783 (236 amino acids)
Molecular function (GO): protein binding
Source: RefSeq, a predicted model, not a curated record
UUCUCUCUCAAAAAAAGAAAGAAACCUUACCCGUUCACUAAUCCCGUGGCCAGACCACAUCCUUCGACAGUUAUGGUGGCGGCGGCGGCGGCCUCUCCGGCGAGGGCUUCUUGGCGACCUGCAGUCCCCACGACCGCUGCAUGCGCAGCAGGAAGGUGCUUCCACGUUGGAGUAAAGCGCUUUUCCCCGGCCAACAGCGCAGGGCUUCAAACGACAAGCACCCGCCUGCACAGACCCGCCACCGCUCACGUCAAGAGCGGGGAGGCCGCCGAAGGACGUACUCCAAGCACGGAGAGCGGCAACGAAGAAUCCCUGCGACGCGAUCUAGAGACGGCGAUCCAGGAGGAAGACUACGCCCGCGCCGCGCAGCUGCGGGACGAGCUCCGCGUGCUCCAGGAGGACGGCAGGUCCGCCGUCCUCGCGGCGAACGCGCGGUUCUACACCGCCUUCAAGAACGGCGACCUCGUCGCGAUGCACCAGGCCUGGGCUAAGGGCGACCACGUCUACGUCGUGCACCCGUCGGCGGGGAGGAUCUCCGGGUACGACAUGGUCAUGCGGAGCUGGGAGAUGGUCUGCGACGCCGACUACGAGUUCCCGCUCCAGAUCGAUCUCCAGGACGUGGAGGUCUAUGUGAGAGGCGAUGUGGGCUACGUCACCUGCCUGGAGCUGGUCAGGACCAAGGGGAGCAGCAGCUGGGGGAAGCAGGUGGCCACCAAUGUGUUUGAGAAGGUUGAUGGCAAGUGGGUCAUGUGCAUCCACCAUGCGUCGCACUUCGAUCAGUGAAAUUGAUUUUCGCCGGUGGUCAAGCGCCCCCGCUCGGGAGCGAUUGGGUUCAGAUCGAAAUCCUCUGAUUUUAUCAAGGUAGUAAGAGCACCGUAAAAUGUGAGAUGGCGAAUAGUAUCACGGCUUCAAAUAUUAUAGUAAAAACACUACAGCAAUGGUACUGUAGCAAUUCCACUAAUUUAUUGUCUUGAUUUUACUAUCUAUGAUGCACUGUAGUAUGU